AUGGAAGAAUUCUAUGAGUUGUCUAUCAAAAGUCCAGCCGGUGCACCAGACGAGAUAUUUCGUGUGGUUAGAUGCUCGGGGGACUUAGUGAAAGACGAUAAUAGGGAACUUUACGAUUGCAUUAAUUGUACAUUAUUUGAUGUUGAGGAGCUAAAUGCAAAUAAAGUUUUGCUUAACGGUUUUUCGGCUUGGAAAGCUAGUGGGAUCACUCCAAAAUUUUGUCAACGCCAAGCAAAGUUCCAUCAACUGAAGUAUAUCAUGGCUCUUUGCUACAAUCGUGCCAUUGAAGAGCCGGAUAAACUAAACCAGUAUCCUCCAUUCUCUCCUCAGGUCUAUGGGGAAACCUCCUUUGAACUAAUUCAGCAAAUGGUCGACAGUAUUCCCAUUAGCGGCGAAGACACAUUUAUCGAUCUUGGAAGCGGUGUUGGUCAGGUGGUUUUGCAGGUGGCUGCUUCGACUAAUGUCAAGUUCUCCUACGGAAUUGAAAAGGCUGAUUAUCCUGCUCAGUGUGCUGUCCGUAUGGAUAAAGAGUUUCGAAGAUGGAUGGCUUUUUUUGGAAAGACCUAUCAGCCCUAUGAGUUGAUUCAGGGUGAUUUUCUUGCUGAUGACUAUAUUGAUAUAAUCGACGCAUCGACGAUUGUAUUCGCUAAUAAUUUUGCCUUUGGACCGGAGUUGGACUAUCAACUAACACUUCGGUUUUCUCGUCUCUGCGAGGGCGCUAGGGUCAUCUCCUCGAAAUCUUUUUGCGGACGCACCAUUCGCAUGUCUGAUCGCAGGCUUGGAGACCUCAGCUCCAUCAUAAAGCUGACUCUGCUAGACCCCGUUAACGACGGUGUCUCCUGGACGGACAAGCCCUUCAGUUACUAUGUCCACACCAUAGAUAGAUCUCCAUUACUGAAGUACUUCAAUGACCUCAAAAAGGGUCAGCAAGGCCAUAGGACGAAGGAGCGGAAAUCUGCCGGUUCUGCUUCGACCACCGCGGUCACCACCUCGACGUCCAAUUCCAGCGAUGGUUCACAGGCCGAAAGUACAACGCCCUUGAUGUGCGGUGGUGGACAUCCUCGCAUCUCGCAGUCGCGACGUUCUGCCAAUGUCGCCGAGCCUCGUGGCAGUCGCAAGCGCCGGCGAAGGGGUGGUUGUCGUCAAGGCGGCAAAGCAAAGCGAUGUGCCAUGCGUGAGGCUGGUGCGAAGUCCAACACGGCAUCCUUGUCCUCCUCUGCCUUCACGAUGGCAGAGCAUGAUGGAGACGAUGGCGACGACGAGUCUACUAUGGACUCUGCGAAGCCGGCACCACCACCACCACCACCACCACUCCUCCCUCCUCCUCCUCCUCCUCUCGGCAUACUCAAAACCGAAGGAACGGACGAGUUCAGUGGUGAUGUUUCCCGCAUGACUCCCCAGUCGGGUCACUGCCCUCCGCGACCAUUGGGUGACCUCCCAACUUCACCAUCCUCAGUAUCACCAUCUACCUCUUCAUAUUCCCACUCGGACUGCGCCUCUGCUGACUCCGACUUCAAAGUCAAAUUGGAACCAAAGACGGAGCCUUCAAUACCCUCUACCUCUUCCUCUUGGUCGUUCCUUCACGAGGACAAUCCUCAUUGUCAUCAUUUCAGAUUCUCGACGUCGUCGGCUCCACGACGUCAUCCGAAACUGACGAAACGGAUGCUCUUUAGACAGGCUGGACGAAUACGACGUCCAAUGUAUGCUAAAGAGCUACAUAGCAAGGAGGAACACCAAAAUCAGUUGAUGAGCCAUGUCACCAGGCUGGAGGAGACGAUAAAGUCAAUGCAUGAAGAGGGACGGCAGCAACUCGCGGCUUUUACAAAUAAGCUUGGAAUGCUUGUCACCACUCCGGCCACCUUCUUCUCCGAAGCGCGUAAAAUUAUUCGACAUCAUCGCGAUCUUGAGGCGAAGAUGGUGGAACUCCGCGAAGAAUUGGCCCGGCUGGCUGAUUUCCAACGUCGGAUGGCGAUGGGAACCCAACUGAAUUGCGAGCGGCUGGAAUUAGAUGAGGAGGGAGAGGAGGUUGAUUUAGAAGCCACCUAUCGACCAUCGGCUGCAAAGCGUCCUCACUACCCUCCUCAACUCUUUCCUGAGACGGAGAUGACAGUGCUAACUCCGCCUACCCUCCUUCCGACAGAGGAGGACCUGUCUCCGCCACAACUUAUUGCUCCGUCGAUAGCCCCGCCGCGACUUACACCGAUCCCUCGGAUACAUUGCGAAGAAACUCCACCUCCGCCAUCUCCUCAUGCUGACGACGAAGUCUACGAUUUCACUCCUGAAGUUCUUCCACCACUCUACCGUCGUCGAUACUACUCGCUCGAUGCUGUGCGGAUUGAGGAGUUGCAAGCACGCUUACGGCACGCUACGUCAAACAGCAACUCUCCACAGCCAAGUGCUUCUCGCAUUUCCUAG
Hydatigera taeniaeformis is the source of this 2415-nucleotide messenger RNA. The record is from the annotation of a GenBank genome assembly. Lineage: Eukaryota; Metazoa; Platyhelminthes; Cestoda; Cyclophyllidea; Taeniidae.